AUGUUUUUAAAAAUUGUUUUUUUUAUUUGUUACAUUGCUAUAUUUACAAAUUACUUUCUACUAACACCAAUUGAAACCCAAAAAAAAAAUAUAUUAAAAAAAUAUAACAUAUUAAAUAAUAAUAAAAUAAUAUCCAGUUCUUUAAGAAAAAACAAAUUAUGUUUCAUACAAAAAAAAAAAAAUAAUAUAUUGAUCAGAAGACAUAAAUAUGGAUUUCUAGUAUUUGAUAUAAUUAAGAUAUUUGGUCGAAUUUCUAACAAAGAGCUUUUAGGACAUGUUAUUUCACACAACAACGAUUUUAUAGAGAAUGAAAAAAAAAAUUGCAAAAAAAAUUGGGAAAUUUUAUUUCAAAAUGAUACUAUAAAUUAUGAUAUAUUAAAAAGAUUUUUAGAAAAAAGUAAAUUUGAAUGGCCCUUGACUGUCAACUCGGGGCAAAUAAAAAAAGAAGGACCUAUAGACAUACCAGUUUCGCCAAUUGUGUAUAUUGAGAAUUGCAGAAAAAUAAGUGAUCAGUUUAAAAAUAAAAACAAAAAUACUAAAAUAAAUUUAAAAAUUAUAAAUGACUACGUCAACGAAUUGCCCAUAUCGCCCGACGCAAUACAAUGCGUAUUUUCUUCCUUUAGCGAUUUAGAAUAUUUGACAAAAGAUAAUUUUAUCCAAAAAAUACAUGAAUGGGCCCCAUCUGAUGGAGUACUCGAUUGGUACACAUUUGUUUAUAAUUUGAAGGAAGAGCCAACAGAUAACAUCAAGAAGUUUUUCGAUUGA
Plasmodium berghei ANKA is the source of this 765-nucleotide messenger RNA. RefSeq names its product conserved protein, unknown function. The transcript has 5 exons. Bases 1 to 765 code for a protein of 254 amino acids. NCBI's taxonomy places the organism in Eukaryota, Apicomplexa, Aconoidasida, Haemosporida, Plasmodiidae. The record is from RefSeq and is a predicted model, not a curated record.